Messenger RNA from Coccinella septempunctata (seven-spotted ladybird), 1423 nucleotides. It is a transcript of the gene acj6, whose product is annotated as inhibitory POU protein. Bases 1 to 1188 code for a protein of 395 amino acids. Gene Ontology annotation, biological process: regulation of transcription by RNA polymerase II. Gene Ontology annotation, molecular function: DNA-binding transcription factor activity, RNA polymerase II-specific; RNA polymerase II cis-regulatory region sequence-specific DNA binding. The record is from RefSeq and is a predicted model, not a curated record. The transcript has 5 exons. Lineage: Eukaryota; Metazoa; Arthropoda; Insecta; Coleoptera; Coccinellidae.
AUGGGAUCGCUGCCAUUGCCCAGAGUAGCUCCGUCGCAUUCAUUCACCCACACUGGUGUGUAUUAUGCUGGACCGAUACAGAUAAGACUUUCCAGAGGAAGAGGAUAUAAAUCCUACAAAGGAUACAUGGCAGUCUUUAUAUGUCUAUCAACGAAGUCAGACAACGGCACAAACUUCGUAGAAGCCAAGAGAAUCCUGGACAAGGAAACAAAAGAUGCCAUUGACGAACAAGCCAUAAAAGAAGCAGUUGCCACCGAAACCGGUGAUUUAUUUUCUGGAUUGAACGAUGGCCUAAUAAGUAGGGCGGAAGCGUUAGCAGUAGUUGACAUUAAACAUCAAGGCACAGGGGGGCCGGGCGGGUUACAGCAGCUGAAGCAUGAUAUGAUGUAUCACCACACCAUGGGUGCACCACCCUCUGUUAGUAGACCACAUCAGAUGGGUCAUAUGGAUGGCUUGGAAAUGCUCGAUCCCAUAUCCACUUCCUCGAUGACAACAUUAACGCCAAUGUCAGAAACUUCAUCCCAUAUGCAUUCCUACGGCAUGAACCACAUGAUGAAUCAUCAUCAUCACGGAGGUCCUCUUUCUGCACAUAGCGUUCCAGGUCAUCAUCCAGGUCACCACGGAGGUCACCCUGGUGCACAUCAUCCCGCGAUGGCUGCUGCUGCGGCAGCUGCAGCAGUCGCGGGUCUUCAUCCUGAUGCCGAUACAGAUCCUAGAGAACUAGAGGCUUUCGCCGAAAGAUUCAAGCAGAGACGGAUAAAACUAGGAGUAACACAAGCAGACGUAGGAAAGGCUUUGGCUAACUUGAAACUUCCUGGAGUCGGCGCUUUAUCGCAGUCGACAAUAUGUCGAUUUGAAUCCCUUACUCUAUCCCACAACAAUAUGAUAGCGCUCAAACCCAUCCUUCAAGCGUGGCUGGAAGAAGCAGAGGCUCAGGCUAAAAACAAAAGAAGAGAUCCAGAUGCUCCUAGUGUGCUACCAGCGGGAGAAAAAAAGAGGAAAAGAACUUCCAUAGCAGCGCCAGAAAAAAGGAGCUUAGAAGCUUAUUUUGCCGUUCAACCGCGACCAUCUGGUGAGAAGAUUGCAGCUAUUGCCGAAAAAUUAGACUUGAAGAAGAAUGUAGUGCGCGUGUGGUUUUGCAAUCAAAGACAAAAGCAGAAACGAAUGAAAUUCGCUGCGCAACAUUGACCCGAAGUUAACUUCGGUUACUCGGUGAACUAGCGAUACGGAAAAUUCACAUUUUGUGAUCUUUUGUGAAUCCUCACUAUUGCUCACGGUGAGGUGGAGUGAAGCGUCGGAAUAAAAUAAUAGAUCAAAUGAAAAAAUCAAUCCUAAUUAGGAAGCACAAGCUUAUAUAGAUUUUCUUGUUUUAGUUAGUAGAAAUGAUCGAUACUCUUGACACAAUGUUCUGUAUAAAACUAAU